UCAGCUUCCCGAAUAGCUGGGACUACAGGCCCCCGCCACAGCGCCGGGCUAUUUUAGAGACUAGGGUCGCGCCUUUGCUCACGCUGGUCUCCAACUCCCGAGCUCCAGCGAUUCACCCGCCUCGGCACCCUCCCCCGGGGUGCUGGGAUUACAGGGAGAACCACGGUGCCCGGCCGUGGACGGUUCUUGAUUCGCGUUGCAGUUUGACCCGCGGGGCCGAACGCAAUGGGACUGGCCCGGGCAAAGCUGGCCCGGGGACGCAAGCGCGCGCGGAGAGCUGGGUCAGGAUUCCAGAUGCCCAACGCCCUCAUCGUCUACGUCCUUGCCGUCUUCGGCCUCUGGCAGCGGGUCCUAGUUGACUCUGCCCCCAUCAUCCGUAAUGAGAUUCCCCGGCACAGACCUGCCCUCCAGCAAUGGAGUCACAAGCUCAUGGACGGUUUAUGUCCACCAGGAACGCAUCUCUCAGAAGACGGUACAUAUUGUCUGCCCUGCAGAUACGGAAUAGACUAUACUACUCACCGGAAUGAGCUCCUCUCCUGCAUCCUCUGCACGGCUUGUAGCUCUGAUAAAGUGGAGAAAAGUCCCUGCGACACCAACAGAGAUACGGAAUGUCAAUGCAAAGGGGGUACUUUCUGGACAAAAGAAUCACCUGAGGUCUGCCAGCCGUGCACCCCUAGGUGUCCUGCUGGGAUGGUCAUGAAAACGCCUUGUACCCCCUUGAGUGACAUAGAGUGUGUCCCAGAAGAAUCAGGCGAUGAGGUCUCCGUGAUUUGGCUUGUAGUUGCUCUGGUCAUCGCGGGAGUAGUGGUGAUUAUAGCAAUAAUGUGUUGGUGUAUAUGCGUCCGCUCAGGUCUCACCACGAUCGUGCACAGAGUCUGUUUCUGGAGAGUCCCACAAGGGCCUGGGGCAGAGGACAGCACUGACAACCAGAUGCUGACCAUCAGAGACUCUCAGUCCACCCUGGACUUUGAACCGGAGGAGAUGAAAAGGCAGGAGCUGGCAGAGCUGAGAGUUGUCACCCCACCUUCCCCCCAGGAGAAACAGUGUCUUCUGGGACAGGCAGGAGUUGAAGGGUCGAAGAAGAGAAGGUUGCUGGUUCCAGCGAAUGGCGCUGACCCCAUUGAAACUCUGAGGCUGUUCUUCAACUUCAUCUCAAACACCGUGUCCUGUAAGUCCUGGAACCAGCUCAUGAGGCAGAUGGGUCUGCCCAAAAAUGAUAUCCAGCUGGCCAGAGACUCUGUAAGCCCAGACGAUGUCUUGAAUGAAAUGCUGGAGAGAUGGAUCGGCAAGAAAGGACUGAAGGCCUCGGUGAACUGUCUGCUGGAGGCCUUGGAAACGCUGGGAGACAGGCUUUCGAAGCAGACCAUUGAGGACCAUCUGGUGAACUCUGGGAAGUUCAUCUUUCUAGACAGUGAGACAGACUCUGCUGUGCCAUCAGAGUGAAAGAAUGUCUGUAAGCAGUCAGAACUUCCCUAGUUUACCUUUUAUGCUGGUUGAAUUGAUUAGAUUUCCUACCAGCUCUAGGAAAUCACCAAAAAUCUCCCAUGAGUGGUACUUGAAGAAAUUCUAUCAUGUAAUAUCAUCCAGUGCAUGGAACAUGCUAGAACUUUUAAAUACUUGUAGAAAAAUAUAAAACGUUUCUAUUUAUGUUUUUGUAGCA
Messenger RNA from Otolemur garnettii (small-eared galago), 1660 nucleotides. RefSeq names its product tumor necrosis factor receptor superfamily member 10A. Gene Ontology annotation, cellular component: plasma membrane; cell surface. Gene Ontology annotation, molecular function: TRAIL binding. The record is from RefSeq and is a predicted model, not a curated record. The transcript is spliced from 10 exons. NCBI's taxonomy places the organism in Eukaryota, Metazoa, Chordata, Mammalia, Primates, Galagidae. Gene Ontology annotation, biological process: positive regulation of apoptotic process; TRAIL-activated apoptotic signaling pathway. The coding region runs from base 226 to 1443 and encodes 405 amino acids.